Molecule: messenger RNA, 432 nt
Organism: Gongylonema pulchrum
Lineage: Eukaryota; Metazoa; Nematoda; Chromadorea; Rhabditida; Gongylonematidae
Source: the annotation of a GenBank genome assembly
AUGGGCACGGCAUAUGUUGUCCACUGGAGAAAUCUUGUAUCGAAAAUCUAUAAGGGUGCACUCCUCGAUAUCACCGAUCACGCCUUCUUUACUCUCUCCAGUGGUAUACUUAACUUGGCAAAAGGUCAUGACGUCCAUCAUUUAUUGGACGAAAAUAUUGACCACUAUUGGCGAUCGGACGGCGAAACGCCUCACGUGAUCACGAUAGAGUUCCCGAAAAAAGAAGACUUUUUAUUUCUUCUUUUAUAUUUGGACUACGAACUCGAUGAACAGCAUACCCCACAAGAAGCUUUAACAUUCCUGGGGCAUUUCAUGUGCAGCGUCGUUGUGUAUCUUGGUCCAUCAGCUGUCGAUGUCAAUGAAUUCCGUACUUUCACAUUUUUCAAGCCAGAUGGUUGGCAGGUAAUCUUUUUUUCUUAUUUUGUCCCGUAA